GUGCUACUCAAAUGUGAUACUUAAAUGUGCUUUUAUGAAUUCCAUUUCAAUUGGAAAUAUCUUGCCAUGAAACUAUUUCUGUAUCUUUGCUGUCUGGUUUUUGUUUUUAGAGCUGUUAGCUCAUACAACAAAGUCAUACGACAACCCAAGUGCUUGUAUAUGGCCGAUGUGGGACCUUGUGAGGAUAGCAUUAAAGUCUAUGGCUAUGACUAUACAACCAAUCGAUGUGUACAUUUCUUUUAUGGCGGCUGCGGUGGCAAUCCAAAUCGAUUUGCCACAAAGGAGGAAUGCAUGCAAGAGUGUCAUGUGGAGUCUGAAGAGAGCGCAGAGGACGAGGAAUAUAUUCUAGACGAUAUACACAUGAGAAGCGAUUUAUAAUUAUGAAAAGUAGAUAUUGCCAAAGAUGUGUAUUUUAAAAUCCAAAUGAAGGGCAUUACAACUUCGUAUUUAUU
Drosophila nasuta is the source of this 452-nucleotide messenger RNA. Its product is annotated as U-actitoxin-Avd3r. Gene Ontology annotation, molecular function: serine-type endopeptidase inhibitor activity. Lineage: Eukaryota; Metazoa; Arthropoda; Insecta; Diptera; Drosophilidae. The record is from RefSeq and is a predicted model, not a curated record. The transcript is spliced from 2 exons. The coding region runs from base 25 to 378 and encodes 117 amino acids.